CCCCACCAUGGCCGUCAGCUAGCACCGCUACCAGACACGACUGACGACGCCUCCACACUCGCUGCCAGCUCCUCACCAGCAACCGCUUGCAACGCAUCUCGCUCGCCUCUCCUGCCCGCUCAUUGAACCAUCGCCAACAUGGUCCCUCCCAUCGUUCUCGACGGCGGUACCGGAUUCCUCAAGGUCGGAUAUGCCGCCCAAAACUUCCCCGAGCACCAGUAUCCGUCGAUUGUCGGUCGGCCGAUCCUCCGAUCCGAAGAGCGGACAGACAACGAUGUGGUCAUCAAGGACAUCAUGUGCGGUGACGACGCGGCGGCGGCUCGGACGAUGCUGCAGAUCAGCUAUCCCAUGGAGAACGGAAUUGUCAAGAAUUGGGAGGACAUGCAGCAUCUCUGGGACUACACCUUUUCCGAGAAGCUCCAGAUCAACCCGCAGGGCGAGAAGAUCCUGCUUACCGAGCCGCCGAUGAAUCCCCUAAAGAACAGAGAGAAGAUGUGCGAGGUCAUGUUUGAAAGAUACGGGUUUGGCGGAGUCUACGUUGCCAUCCAGGCCGUGCUGGCACUAUAUGCACAAGGUCUGAGCUCUGGUGUUGUUGUCGAUUCUGGUGACGGUGUCACGCACAUUGUUCCCGUCUACGAAUCCGUCGUGCUAAACCACCUUACCAAGCGGUUGGAUGUCGCUGGUCGAGAUGUCACCCGCAACCUAAUCAAGCUGCUCCUGCGCCGAGGAUACGCCCUCAACAGAACCGCCGACUUCGAGACAGUCCGCCAAAUCAAGGAGAAGCUAUGCUACGUCUCGUACGACCUCGAGCUUGACAAGCGCCUGAGCGAAGACACAACAGUGCUGGUGGAGGACUACACCCUCCCCGACGGCCGAGUCAUCCGCGUGGGAAGUGAGCGGUUCGAGGCACCCGAGUGUCUGUUCCAGCCUCACCUUGUGGACAAUGAGUCUCCGGGUCUGGGCGAGUUCCUGUUCAACACCAUCCAGUCGGCUGAUGUGGACAUCCGAGCAUCGCUCUUCAAGGCAAUUGUGCUGUCUGGAGGCAGCAGCAUGUACCCUGGUCUCCCGUCACGACUGGAGAAGGAGCUGAAGCAGCUGUGGCUGACGCGAGCGCUCCAGGGCAACCCUGAGCGUCUGAGCAAGUUCAAGGUGCGCAUUGAGGAUCCUCCCCGGAGAAGACACAUGGUGUUCCUGGGAGGCGCUGUUCUGGCCAACAUCAUGGCUGAGAACGAGAGCAUGUGGGUGACCAAGGCGGAGUGGGAGGAGCAAGGCGUGCGAGCCCUGGAGAAGCUUGGGCCACGAUGAGGAGUGAAGUAGUACCUAGUCUACCGCGUAUAUAUACGGAGUAUGAAUGGGAGGGAGUAGAAUCUAAACGGGAGCAGCAGAGUCGAUGACAUUUAUUUGUAUGGCUAGAUGAAGCAUUAAAAGACGUUAUUUUAUUUAC
This is a messenger RNA of Trichoderma asperellum CBS 433.97, 1444 nucleotides long. RefSeq names its product Arp2/3 complex subunit, actin nucleation center (gene ARP2). Gene Ontology annotation, cellular component: Arp2/3 protein complex; actin cortical patch. Gene Ontology annotation, biological process: Arp2/3 complex-mediated actin nucleation. The record is from RefSeq and is a predicted model, not a curated record. NCBI's taxonomy places the organism in Eukaryota, Fungi, Ascomycota, Sordariomycetes, Hypocreales, Hypocreaceae. Gene Ontology annotation, molecular function: actin filament binding.